Planococcus citri (citrus mealybug) is the source of this 2393-nucleotide messenger RNA. RefSeq names its product T-cell activation inhibitor, mitochondrial. Lineage: Eukaryota; Metazoa; Arthropoda; Insecta; Hemiptera; Pseudococcidae. Gene Ontology annotation, cellular component: mitochondrion. The transcript is spliced from 10 exons. The record is from RefSeq and is a predicted model, not a curated record. The coding region runs from base 764 to 2215 and encodes 483 amino acids.
AGCGUCGUCACGUAAUCAUUUAUAUUUUAUUCGGUAGUCGACGAGUAGGUAGUAAUAUUUUGUGUACAUUUUUGACUGAAAUUUUACUGGAAAGUAAGUUGAUCAAGGUUCAGGAUUUUCAGCCUCAGAAAAGUGAACUGAAGAAAGAAGGAAAGAAGUCAUCCCCUAGGAUAAUCCCUAAUCCCUAUGUGGUCAUUAAUUGUUCCACCGUUGUUUGGAUUAUUUUUCUCUCAAUCACCAUAUUGUUUCAGAUACAAGGCUCUCAGAAGAGAAGAAAGAACAUUUUCGUAAUUGGACCUGCACUAUGUACCCUUCCGGUUUGACAGGGAUGAGAAUAAGGGAUGAUGGACCGGUCAAGGUCGAAGUUUACAUCUUUCACGACGGAGAUGAAUCGUUCGCAGCAUCAGCUGGUUUUUUUGAAAAGAACAAGGAACAAUGGACAGAAAAAAAUGCCCCUUUUUACCCUACCUUUACUUCAUUUGUUGGGCCGACAGUGCGAACGUGACUAAAACAACGUCCUUCACCUCGGUACGACAACAAAUACAUGCGUACUGAAGUCUGGUGGAACUGCGCAGCUAGUUAUCAACGGAACAUCAAGUAAAAUAUACGUUCAGACCCGUUAUUAUGUUCAUAACAAACUCGUACUCGGUUGUGUUUACUUACAGUAAAUUUAUUCCUUUUUAUAAACUGCGUGCUGCCGUGUGUAUAUGGCAAUAUUUUAGUUGGUAAUUUUACAUAUCCGGUGAAAAUUUAUCGUACCAAGAUGAAAGCAAUAAGGCGACCUGUGCUAAUAUGGCUGUCCAAAAAAACCUCUUUUUGUCCAUGUAUCGUACAACGCAGACAGAUGUCUUCUUCUCAGAUCGCCACCGCAUUGAGACCCUUUUACUUCUUCGUUCAUCCAGAUUUAUUCGGAAAAUACCCUUCGGAAAGAGCUGUGAAUGAAAGCUCGUUGCAAUCGUUGAGCUCGUUUAUCGAGACUGUAAAAUCAGAAAAACCUCAAUCGGCGACCACCUUAACAUUUUACCUGAAACCUCAAGAAAGCGAAAGACGUUUGAAAUCUGUUAAAAUUCGACUCAAUGAGAACGAUAUACAGAAAACUGUUUCGUCCUUAUUGUCCAGCUGCAAUUUACCGACUACGUACGUUGAUAAUUUAACGAAAAAUGAGAAGUAUCCUGGACCUGGUUUUAAGCGAAAGAUGAAUUACUCGUAUUCUUUCGACGAUAAUGCCGAAGAUAUGAUUAAUAAUAUGGAGUAUGCUAUUAGACAAACAUUGGAUCAUCAGUUCCUAUGCGAUUGGCUUAAGAAAAAUAUUUCUAAAGCUCAAGAAAGACUGAAAAAAUGCGAACCUGUCAGAGAAGAGAUCUCUCGCCUCCAGACUGAAAUUUCAGCCGCUCUUGGUAUCUCAGAACUUAUAUUAGAUUGUGGUUGGAAUAUUAGACAUUACAGAGGCUGUUUGGUCAGUUUUCAAAAUCUAGCUCAUCAUCAUCCCAAAGAAAUGGAGAUAUUGAAAGGUCGAACCUUGGUCUUCGGUAGUCAUACUGGGAUGUCAUUUGAUGGACACGUACUUCUCAACAGUGGAGAAGUUCGUCAUAAUUGGUUAGAUUUUAUUAAAAAUAUUCCUAAAGAAGACGCGGUCCUAUUGACUUUACCAUCGUUUGAAAAAUCAGUUUCCAGAGUCCUUCGAGAUAUUAAGAUAGUUAGAAGAAAAUUCCAACCGAAAACGAUGGCUAAACAGUACGAAGAUAAUUUACGAAGAUUGACGACAACUUUGAGCGAUCACCUUGGCCGAUAUGGUUUUCCAAGAGAUUGGCCCCAGUCUUUAUCAAAUUACGAAUUAGUAGUUGAAACCGAGGCAGGACCUUUAAUGGUUUCGCCAACGGGCCAGUUCAUUGUACCAUCGUCUUGUCCUUCGACUCUUCUAGUCAAUUUUAUUACAGAUAAUUUAGACGAGGCGGAACGUUUAAAUGAACAUUAUCAAAGCCAUAAACAUAUCGAAAAAGAUUUAGAAAAAAAAUGCGUCGACGAAUUCGAACUUUCCGAUAUAUCGAAGGAAGACAACAUCUCGCCCGAUCUGAUGAUCAACUGUUGCUCGCGUCUGUUGAAAAAUAAAGACUCCCUUAAGUAUUUAUUAGAAGGUUCCCAUCUCUAUGUCGCUAAUUAUUACAGCAUUAUGUCUGACGGACAAAUCUGUAUUCCUUGGAACUGGAAAUUGUGAUGUGUAUUGUAUAAAUUUUGAUGUAAAAUUUCGUCGUUUGUAUUUUCUAGCAUUUUUAUUGCCUCUAUUCGUUAUUUUGAAAAUUUCAUUAAGUGUUACUCUCAGUAAGGUGAAAUCUGCUGUACCCAACGUGUUAUUUUUGUUAGUGCAAUAUAUCUUACUUAUUUAUGCUUUUAAA